Caenorhabditis angaria is the source of this 459-nucleotide messenger RNA. The record is from the annotation of a GenBank genome assembly. NCBI's taxonomy places the organism in Eukaryota, Metazoa, Nematoda, Chromadorea, Rhabditida, Rhabditidae.
AUGAAGUUUUUGAUAAUUUUUCUCAUAGCAGUAGUUUCGCUAACUCCAACAAUCUGCGCUAAUGAAAUAACCGCAGAACAGCUGAAAAUCGCUCAUGAAUUCGCAAAAAUCUUCAUCGAAUCCUAUAUUCCGAUGUAUAUUCGAAUGAAUUUACGCGAAAAAUUGAUAAAAUCAAUUUUCGAUCCACCAAUUAUGAAUAAGUUCAAAUUCAAGGAUUGCGAAGGGAACGAAUAUAAUUUGGAUGAAUUUGUGGAUAAUUAUUUAUUAGCUGGAAAAUUGGGAGAUAAUGUGACGAUCGAUGAAAAGGGAUAUGUUGGAAGGUAUAAUCGACAAGGUCAUGACUUUUUCCCAACUUAUUCCACACGUUUUCGAACAAGUUUGCGUAGUUAUAAUGUUAUGAUAACUCUUUCGAUUGCCACUUCAAAUUUACAGUUUUAUACGAUUUCUGCUAAUUGUUAG